AGACUUCAGUAAUUCCUGUUCCAGCAUGUUCCAGUUGCCAAGCUUCGCGAAAGUUCUCAAAUUUGAAACUCCCGCACCAAACCAUUACAAUUGCCCCUCGUCCAGACACAACAACAAGGACAAAGAAAGGCAAGACACUGAGCACACCGUGCUUAUUUUCUCCCCCAGGCCUCUGUCUCUUGCUGCAAACAGACAAACAACAUUUGUGCCCGAGCCGGGUUCAUGUCCAAAACCCAGAGAGGACUUUUCACUAUUACUAAAACAGGACCUGCCCCAGGGCAUUAUAAUGUCAACGAAUCCCUUGUGAAGCAGUCGCCGAAGAUAUUAAUGUCUUGUUUUAAAUCAAAAACUGGCCGUGGAUUAAAACUGACGUCGACAGGCCCAGGACCCGGUUAUUACAACACAAAAGGUCACACCGAAGUUCAAAAAAAGACUCUUAUCCCGAGAAACCCCAUCCUAAAUUUCUCUGCCCAGCCUUUGCCUCUGCCCCCGAAGCCGCCUCUUCCAGGCCCCGGGCAGUAUGAGAUCGUGGACUACAGGGGGCCCCCCAAGCACUUCAUCUCCAGUGCAUCCUUCGUGUCCAACACCAGCCGGUGGACAGUGGCGCCGUCCCAGCCAGGCCUGCCCGGCCCGCCCGGCCCAGUGGGCGCAGAUCUACCCGGACCCCUCAGCAGCUUCCUGAGGGUGUACCGCAGGCCGUGCGUGGCCCUCGUGAACAGAUCAGCAUCAACGCGAGAGUUUCCAGCCACCCCAGGUUCCACAUACAAGCCGGAAUUCCCUGGAAAGCAGUCCUUUCUCUACGAUGAGGACAAGAAAUGGAUCCCAGUGUUGUAGUCACCUCAUCCAAGCUCAAGGAGACCCCCCACUCCCGGCCGCCAGCUGCCCCCCCCAGGCACCCCGGACGGUCAUUCAGAGAGCGCCCAU
Molecule: messenger RNA, 924 nt
Organism: Physeter macrocephalus (sperm whale)
Lineage: Eukaryota; Metazoa; Chordata; Mammalia; Artiodactyla; Physeteridae
Gene: STPG1
Product: sperm tail PG-rich repeat containing 1
Exons: 6
Coding region: 223-834 (203 amino acids)
Biological process (GO): epigenetic programing of male pronucleus
Cellular component (GO): male pronucleus; germinal vesicle; female pronucleus
Molecular function (GO): histone binding; chromatin binding
Source: RefSeq, a predicted model, not a curated record